GGAGGCGGCUGUGUCGUCGUGUUGGGUGGAAACACUUCAGUAGUUUAAGCAAUAAUGUCUUCAGUUCAACAUUUAGCAGAUUUUAUAAACGAGACACAAACUGCUGCUGCUGAAGAAAAACGGACAACGUUUAAAGAAACUAUCGUCCAGUACGAGGGAGAGCUCGAUCCUCAGCGCAGACUGCUGGAUAUCAUCUGGAAACCACAGAUAAAGCUACACAGAAUAGACCUGCCACAGCAUUAUGUCUGUAAGGAGGAGAAGGUUGACCAACAGCUCUGUAGCCACAAGACGAAUUCCAGUCUGGACCAGGAGGACCCAGAGCCUCCACAGGUUAAAGAGGAACAAGAGGAACUCUGCAUCAGUAUGAACCAGGAGGACUCAGAGUCAUCUCAGAUUAAAGAGGAACAGGAUUAUCCAGAGCCUCCACAGAUGAAAGAGGAACAGGAAGAACUUUUUGCUGGUUUAGAUCAGGAAGAUCCAGAGCCUCCACAGAUUAAAGAGGAACAGGAGGAACUCUGCACCAGUCAGGAGGGAGAGCUGCUCAUAGUAAAGCUGGAGACUGAUACCUUCAUGGUGACUUCUACGAAUGAGAAAAGUGACCAAAGUAAACCAGAACCGAACAGUGACCAGCUCCUUUCUCACGACUGCCUUUCAGCUGAGAGCCCAGAUCAGGACAGAAACAAGGAUGUGGAUUCAGGAUUAACUGGAAAUGCAAAGCAGAUGCCAACAAAGAAACAUCACAGGAACAAUGUAGUCAACUCUCAGUUGUCAGAGAAUCACAGUAAUACUGAUACGGGGGGAAAAUCUAUAAAAUGUGCUGUUUGCGAUAAAGCUUUUAAAGAUGAGUAUCAAAUGCAGAGACAUCAGAGAAUCCACACAGGUGAGAAGGUGUAUGUUUGCAAAAUUUGUGGGAAAAGAUUCUACAAGGUAUCAUUGCUGAUGUAUCAUCAAAGAGUCCACACAGGUGACAAGCCAUAUUCUUGCAAAACCUGUGAGAAAAGUUUCAGUUUUAGCUCUUACUUGAAACGCCAUAUGAAGACCCACACAGGUGAGAAACCGUAUGUAUGUCACACCUGUGAGAAAAGAUUUAGCAACUCAUCAGGACUAAAAAAGCAUGUUAUAAUUCACACAGGUGAGAAGCCAUAUUCUUGCAAAACAUGUGGGAAAAGUUUCAUUAGUAGCUCUUACCUUAAAAUUCAUAUGAAAAGUCAUACAGGUGAGAAUAUGUACCCUUGCAAAACGUGUGGGAAAGUCUUCAGUUGUAGCUAUCAUCUUAAAAUCCACUUUAGACUUCACACUGGUGAGAAACCGUAUUCCUGCAAAACAUGUGGGAAAAGUUUCAGAUUAAGUGAUAAAUUGUUGCUCCACAUGAGAACCCACACAGGGGAGAGGCCUUACCCCUGCAACACUUGUGGGAAAUUGUUUAAAGAUGCAUCAACACUAAAAGUACACGUAAGAUCUCACACAGGUGAAAAACCUUAUGCGUGCAGCAUCUGUGAAAAACAUUUUAAAUCUGCAUCACCGCUGAUACAACACCUGAGAACUCACACAGGCGAAAGGCCAUAUUUUUGUGAAACGUGUGGGAAAAGCUUCGUUCAACGUGGCCAUAUGUUGCGCCACAUGACAACUCACACAGGUGUCAAGACGUAGUCCUGAAAAAUUAAUCUAGGAACGAAGCUUGAAGAAAACAUGUCAGAAGUCAUAUUGGUUAACCACAACUCAAAUUUUUUAAUUUAAUUUUAAAUUAAAAAAAUAAAAGUGUCUUUGUGUUUUGCUGUUCACAGCAGUGUCUUCCAGCCCUGUGUUUACUUGUAUUACAAUCAAGUGCCUCCUGUACAUCAAAGGGCAUAAAGAAAUGUAUGUUUUCCUAAAAACUUAUUAAAAGCUUACUACUGCUAUCAGUUGAGAAAUGAUUGCAACAAUGGGGGAACCAGAUUGUGUAAAUUGUAAUGUUCACUACUUAAAUAGGUUUAAGUGUUUUAUUUUGUUUGUUUGUUUGUUUGUUUGUUUGCGGUUGUUUCCAUUGACUUCAAUUGUCCUGUAAUUUCUCAAGUAAUUUAUGCUUCUACAUUCAAUGGUGCUACUUUGUGAAGUUUUUGUGUUUCACAAAAUUGCUUCACUUAUUUAUGUGUCGUGUAAUUAACUCACAGAAACCUCUGGUGAAGUCAUACUAUUUAUUACAGAAACACUGUACAUUUUUAUCAGUUAUUUUCCUCAGUGACUGAUGAUUGACCAGUGCAGAAAAUGUCAAAAAAAAUUAUGUGAAAGCAUUUAAUUAUUAAAGUUUUCCUCUUCUUUUUUUUUGUUGUUGACCAAAACCACAAAGUGUAGAGUUUUUUGUAAUGUAAAACUGUGAUACUAUCAAAGAUUCAUGUAUUUUUUAAAAUGAAUUUUUUGUUAAUGGUUCCAGAGAAUAUUUGCCAUUUUUUGGUUUUAAAAAAAUGGCUCUCUUAUGGGAUCAAUUAUCAGAACUGUUGCCAGGAAACCUAAUGUCACUAAAAAUGAUUAAAAGACUAAAUUUUCAGCUCUA
Molecule: messenger RNA, 2530 nt
Organism: Stegastes partitus (bicolor damselfish)
Lineage: Eukaryota; Metazoa; Chordata; Actinopteri; Pomacentridae
Product: zinc finger protein 664-like
Exons: 2
Coding region: 55-1650 (531 amino acids)
Biological process (GO): regulation of transcription by RNA polymerase II
Molecular function (GO): RNA polymerase II cis-regulatory region sequence-specific DNA binding; DNA-binding transcription factor activity, RNA polymerase II-specific
Source: RefSeq, a predicted model, not a curated record